Arachis ipaensis is the source of this 1253-nucleotide messenger RNA. RefSeq lists its product as uncharacterized. Lineage: Eukaryota; Viridiplantae; Streptophyta; Magnoliopsida; Fabales; Fabaceae. The record is from RefSeq and is a predicted model, not a curated record.
UUAUUGUGCUAUUUGCUACAUUACAUAGGGGUUCCUUGCUUGUCACAUUUUGUGAGUCAUGUCCUAGGUUGUAACGCAAGGGCAGAUUGUAGAUUUCACAUGAUACAAUCCAACCAAGAACUUAGAAAUUCUGUCAAAUGUCCUAACUGGCUCCCACUUCCAAUCAUAGUGUUUCAAUAAAAUACCUUAAAAACCCUCUUAAAACCUCACAGCACCAAAACGCCUUUCUUGUGUUUGUGUUAUGUCCACACUCAGAAGAUAGGUGCUAUUUCAACAUGUCUAUCUCACACACAUCUUCUGAAGCCAACUUUCAUCUUCUUCUUCUUGUUCUCCUUGCUGUUGCUGCUUCUGAUGUUGUUGUGACAGCUUCAUAUUCUUCAAUUCAUGAGCUACUUCGCAGCAAUGGCUUACCUGCAGGGCUAUUCCCUGAGAGUGUGAAGUCAUACAAAUUGGACCAGAAGGGUCGUUUGGAGGUGCAGUUAGAUCGUCCAUGUCUGGCCAAGUAUGAGAACAGGGUCUUGUUUGAGACUGUGGUCAGUGCUAACCUCAGUUUUGGACAGCUUAAAGGGUUGGAAGGUCUCUCUCAAGAAGAGCUUUUUCUAUGGCUUCCUGUGAAGGAUAUCAUUGUCAAUGAUCCUUCAUCUGGUCUCAUCCUUAUUGAUAUUGGUCUUGCUCAUAAACAGCUCUCACUCUCUCUCUUUGAAGACCCCCCUGUUUGUAGAUCUCAAGGUUCUUCACUAUACACAGCAGGAAGGAAGAUUAUUGGAUUUCAAGAUCAGAGAUGAAAGAGUUGGUUUCUCAGAAAAGUUGGUUUCUUUUCUAUUUUCAAUUUUGUUCCUUAGAAAGAGUUACAUGGUGCAAUAUGCAUAGAUCCAGCAAGGGUUGUGAUGAAUGUCAUACUCAUAAAUUGAUGGCGGUGUUUACUAUUGUAAAAAAGAAUCUUUCUGCAAUUUUGUGUGCCGCUUUAUUUCUAAGGGGAAAUUCUUUGGUGUCUAUGGAAGUUGUGCCUAAUUUGGCUAAAGGUAAAGAUAAAGUAAGGUGGAACCCAGUCUUUUAUGUUUGAAUUCUCUGAGUGAAAUCUAGGCAUCAUAGAAGAUACCAUUUCUAAAUUCUAAUGUUCAAGCUGUUUCAUAUCAUGUCAUCACGUUUUCUUCCUUUUCCUUUUCCUUUCCCUUUUCUUUUUAUUCUUAAGAAGGAAGUUAUUCAUUGAAAGAAAAGGCUACUUGAUAGUAGGUGGUCCUAUACAAAAAUUA